GCAAAUGUGCUACACUACUGAAAAGAGAGAGGGAACUGAAUAAGUGUGCGACAGCAACCUUUUUACCGGUUUAUUUAUUAGUCUCUCCGGCUGUCACUAAUAGUGUGCUUACCACAGAUAUUGCAACCACCACACACCGGUAUACUUUCUGUCUACCGGAAUAACUACAGCGUGUAUCCAAAUGUCCAACUUCAACUGGAAACCUUUCGUUUUCGGCGGUCUGGCAUCCGUCACUGCAGAAUGCGGUACAUUUCCUAUAGAUUUGACCAAGACGCGGCUGCAAGUUCAAGGCCAAGUGGGCGACAGCAAGUAUAGAGAGAUUCGAUACCGGGGAAUGUUGCACGCCAUCGGCAGAAUAUGCAGAGAGGAGGGAAUAAGUGCACUUUAUUCAGGUCUCGCCCCUGCAAUGUUGCGCCAGGCAUCCUAUGGGACCAUAAAGAUUGGCACAUACCAGAGCUUCAAAAGACUACUGGUGGACAGGCCAGAAGAUGAGACAUUGUUGACCAACGUCCUGUGUGGUGUUCUGUCUGGAGUCAUCUCCUCGUCCAUCGCCAACCCAACGGACGUACUGAAGAUCCGUAUGCAGGCUCAGGGCAGUGUGAUCCAGGGAAGCAUGAUGGGAAACUUCAUCAACAUCUACCAACAGGAAGGAACCAGGGGGCUGUGGAAGGUAGGUGUAUUGACACACACAGUUUCACACGCACACACUUUUAACCCCCCUCACUCUCUCUCGCUCUCACAGGGUGUUUCUCUGACAGCGCAGAGAGCAGCCAUCGUAGUGGGGGUGGAGCUUCCUGCCUAUGACCUCGCAAAGAAACACCUGAUUCUGGAUUGUCACAUGGGUGACAACAUUUACACACACUUCUUGUCCAGUUUUGCGUGUGGUCUGGCGGGGGCUCUGGCCUCUAACCCCAUAGACGUGGUCCGCACACGCAUGAUGAACCAGACAUGCGGAGCUGUCACCUACCAGGGAACACUGGACUGCUUACUUCAGACGUCGCGGUCUGAGGGCUUCAUGGCACUCUACAAAGGCUUUUUCCCCAACUGGCUCCGUCUCGGCCCAUGGAACAUCAUCUUCUUUGUUACCUACGAACAGCUGAAGAAGAUGGAGGUCUGAUGGAGAGAAUGAAAUGUAGCGCUGUGGAGAAGAGGAAAGAACUCGGCCAGAGAGGGGAAAGAAUGGACCAAAAGAGGGGUGGACGUAUCCUGUCUAGCCUCCCACUUCUUGUCUGGGUGGUGUUGACCACGCCCCCUCAGACACAUUUCUCCUUUCUGAUUGGCUGCUUACGUAAUGGAGCUCUGGUUGGUUGGGAAAGAGGAAGUGAAAAGUUGCGGUCAAUUGCACCAUCAGAAAGCAAGGUGACGCGAAGACCAUAAUUUUGAAACUGGCCCUAAAUUAUGUAUUUAUUAUUAUGUUUUGAAUCUGUCGAGCCUCAACUGCUGGUAUCAUAUAAACACACAAGACAUGGACAAAUGUGGGUUGUGAGUUGGGGGUUUGUUACUACGAUGAUAUAUUUCUAUUUAUCCGGACCUUUGCAACCGAGGAAAUUUAUAUGACCGGACCUUCUAAAAUAGUACUUGAGUACCCCUGAUGUACAGGAUCUCAAAUAAUGUUAAAAGCAGUCACUACUUACCUCAGAUUGUAUGGAUUUCAGAUGCCUUGGUGUGCGUUCUCUGGUUGCAAGAGGAACUGCCAAAAGAAGCUGUGGAAAAGACUGCUAACUUUGCCAUUUACUCAAGGACUGGCCACUUUCUGAAACCCUAGAUGUCUGUGCAGCCACUUGAAAGCUUAUAUUUGUUAUGAUGGUUGGUUGUGGGUUUGGAUUUUGUAUGUCAGAGUAUUUUCUAAUUAUAGAACUGGGUUGGUAGGACUUUUAAUGGGGCUAGUUGUAUAACCAGAUUAAGAUCAGAGGUCAGGUGACCACUAACUCUCUCCCACACACACUUAAUCACACACACACACAAUGGCACAUAGGUUAUUAAUGCCAGGUUGAAUUGGCUCAGUGUAUUGACUCACUAAGUCAUGUGGGCACCCUUAGAACAAACUUUCUUCAUUUCAGGGUGACCUGGCACAGUAUGAAUGACCUACACACAGUUAAUGGGGACGGUGUGUAUGGACUAUUCUGGGUUCAUAUUAUUAGUACACUCUGGACCGCCUGAUUGGCACGCCACCCCUUACGUCAUUUCAGGACCCCUAUCUCUGACACACACGCGGAGCCCCAGUUCUUACUCUGCCACAGCAGCAGAGACUCCAUAUUCUAUCCCUGUUCAGGUCGAGGUGUCCAAUCCAACCUAUUUAACCUUUCAUUUACAGGAUAUCUCUUCAACUUCCAGAGACCUGCCUGUGGUCUGACCUGGCCUAUGCAGUAACAGGGAAGUGAAUGUCAAGAGGUGGCUGUUCUAUAUUUAGCCAUUGCACCUGACUACCAAUGCCAUUUUCUGUGUGCUGGUGUUGUUGAUUUGCCAUUUUAUGAUCCCAAGACACAGAACAAAUGUACAUGUCAACUAACUGUUAAUCCUCUAUUACCCUUCAUUUCUUCUACUUUGUUCUUCACCAUUAUCAGUUAGAUCGUUUGAAGGUGAGCUUGCUAGUUUUUUCUUUUUUCUUGAGUUAAGGUUGAACCUCGGAGUGUGUUCAUGUGACAAUAUGGUUAUUGUAUAUUGUUUAUAGCCCCCAAAGCCUUAAUUCCAAUGUGUCACUGUCAUAGCCCCUUAAAUACUUCUCUUAUCCUGAUUUAAAGCAAGACAUAUAUAAACUUC
Molecule: messenger RNA, 2760 nt
Organism: Oncorhynchus nerka (sockeye salmon)
Lineage: Eukaryota; Metazoa; Chordata; Actinopteri; Salmoniformes; Salmonidae
Product: kidney mitochondrial carrier protein 1-like
Exons: 8
Coding region: 182-1117 (311 amino acids)
Biological process (GO): transmembrane transport
Molecular function (GO): transmembrane transporter activity
Source: RefSeq, a predicted model, not a curated record